Molecule: messenger RNA, 676 nt
Organism: Photinus pyralis (common eastern firefly)
Lineage: Eukaryota; Metazoa; Arthropoda; Insecta; Coleoptera; Lampyridae
Product: leucine-rich repeat-containing protein 51-like
Exons: 3
Coding region: 45-629 (194 amino acids)
Source: RefSeq, a predicted model, not a curated record
CCUAAAUUUCAGAUGUGACAGUGUUUUUAUGAAUCGCUUCCACCAUGCCCGAAGGCGUAAUUAAACUAACCGAGAAGCAACUACUGGAAGUGGGAAAGCCAGUCGACUUCUCCUUCAAGCACCUCACCAGUUUGGAAGGUGUGGCGAUUGAAGGGCCACGUUCGCAGCGCAUCGGUCAAAUUCCAAUCCGCGGCGCCACGAGUCGGCGAUACUUAACCAGAGCCGUGUGGCUCAACAACAACAAGCUACCGAACAUACGGCACAUGGACGCGCUGAUAAAUUCGGCGCUCGAGGAUCCCUCCAAGCUCGGCUGGAUCGACUUCUCGUUCAAUUACAUAACCGAAAUAGACGAGUGCAUACUCAAAUUUCCCAAUUUGAGUAUCGUGUACUUUCACGGAAACCUAAUCAAGAAUGUGGACGAGGUUUUCCGAUUGCGGCCGUUAAGGCAAUUGAGAACGGUUACGUUCCACGGCAAUCCAAUUUCGGAAACUAGGGAUUAUCGUCACUAUGUCAUAACGUACUUGCCGCAGGUUCAAAAUUUAGAUUUUUCGCCAAUCACGAUAUUGGAAAGGCGCGAACCCAAGCCCCCAACUGCCGUCAAAAAGGUUUCCGCAACAGCCAAUAGUUAAUUAUUUUGUAAUGCGAAUCAUGCACGAUAAAUCUACGUAUUUUUUAA